Molecule: messenger RNA, 947 nt
Organism: Anopheles maculipalpis
Lineage: Eukaryota; Metazoa; Arthropoda; Insecta; Diptera; Culicidae
Product: hydroxyacyl-coenzyme A dehydrogenase, mitochondrial-like
Exons: 2
Coding region: 1-924 (307 amino acids)
Biological process (GO): fatty acid beta-oxidation
Cellular component (GO): mitochondrion
Molecular function (GO): (3S)-3-hydroxyacyl-CoA dehydrogenase (NAD+) activity; NAD+ binding
Source: RefSeq, a predicted model, not a curated record
AUGGCUAUGUCCGUUCUGCGAACUUUCACCCGCAAUAUGGCCACGGCUGCCAAAAUUAACAAUGUCGUCGUGAUUGGCGGUGGGCUGAUGGGUUCCGGUAUUGCCCAGGUUGCGGCCGCUACCGGACACAAUGUAACGCUGGUAGAGAUGAACGACACGCUGGUGGAGAAAGCCGUCGGUGGAAUUCGUAAAAGUCUCGAACGGGUUGCCAAGAAGCAGUUCAAGGAUGAUCCGGCCAAGGGACAGCAGUUUGUCGAUGGAACGCUGGCAAAGAUCGCCGGCGCUACCAAGCCCGAAACGGCCGUACAGGGUGCGGAUUUAGUCGUGGAAGCGAUCGUUGAGCGGAUGGACGUGAAGCAUCAGCUGUUUGGCAAGCUGGACGCAGCGGCUCCUGCACACACCAUCUUUGCCAGCAACACUUCCUCGCUGUCGAUUGCGGAAAUUGGUUCGGUAACGAAGCGGCAGGAUCGAUUUGGUGGAUUGCAUUUCUUCAAUCCGGUUCCGGUGAUGAAGCUACUGGAAAUUAUCCGAACGGACCAAACGUCUGACGAAACAUUCGCAGCGUUGCAGGGCUUUGGGCAGCGGUUGGGAAAGGCUUGCAUUACGUGCAAGGAUACGCCCGGGUUCGUGGUGAACCGGCUGCUCGUACCUUACAUGGCCGAAGCGAUCCGGUUGCUUGAGCGUGGCGAUGCUUCGGCACGGGACAUCGAUACGGCGAUGAAACUUGGGGCCGGCUAUCCGAUGGGACCGAUUGAGCUGAUCGAUUACGUAGGGCUGGAUACGACGAACAACAUUCUACAGGGCUGGCACGAAAAGUUCCCGGACAAUCCGCUCUUUGUGCCGAUCAAAACGCUCCAACAGCUCGUCAGCGAGGGUAAGCUGGGCGUUAAAAGUGGCGAAGGAUUCUACUCGUACAAGAAGUGAGCAUUCGUGUGUAUUUUAAGAAA